CAGCGCCCAAGCGGGCCCUGGACGGGGAGAGGCCAUGAGGGGGAGGCGGUGUCUCCCUGAGGGAAGCGCAGGGGCCGGGCCUGAAGCUCCCGCCGCGGGCUGUGUCCGGAGGGUGCAUGGGGCGCUCGAGCCGGGGAAACGGGAGGGCGGAAGGUCGCUCCGGGGCGGGACUUCGGAGCUGGGAGCUCGCGGUCCUUCCGGUGAGGCGGGGCUCCCUCGGCUCUCCCCGGGCUCAGCCUCGCCCCUGCUCACAGCGCCGGCUGGAGGCGCGCGGGCCCAGUUUUCCAGAAUGAUGCCAAGAAAAAGAAAGCGGUUAACUCCAUUAAAUGCUGUCCAAAGUAAACCUAGCUUCUCUCCAGCUGACACCUCUGGGAGCCUGACAGUUGUUCUUGAUGGGAAUUCCUCUCCAGUAAGCAGCAAAUACUUCAGUGAAGAGAAGAGGACAUCUUCCCGGCUAGGGACAGACUUUUUCAACCAACCCUGCAUCAGCCUGGCUAAAUCAUUUCUAGGACAGAUUUUAGUUCAUAAACUUCCUGAUGGCAGAGAACUCCGGGGAAGGAUUGUGGAAACGGAGGCAUAUCUGGGUGGGGAAGAUGCAGCUUCCCAUUCAAAGGGAGGGAAGCAAACUGCAAGAAAUGCAGCAAUGUUCAUGAAACCUGGAACUCUGUAUGUGUACCAGAUCUAUGGGAUUUAUUUCUGCAUGAAUGUUUCCAGCCAGGGGGAAGGGGCUGCAGUCCUGCUCCGUUCCUUGGAACCUCUGCAGGGCCUGGACACCAUGAGGCAGCUGCGAAGUGCUCAGAUGAAAGGAUCAGCCAAACCCCUGAAGGACUGGCAGCUGUGCAAUGGGCCCGCCAAGCUCUGUCAAGCAUUCUCUAUUAACAAGAGCUUUGACCAAAAGGACCUGGCUCGAGACACAGCAGUCUGGAUGGAGCCUGGCUCAGAAGCACCGGGAGAGCAGGCUGUGGUUACUGCAGCCAGAAUUGGUGUCAGCUAUGGUGGAGAGUGGGCACAGAAACCACUGAGGUUUUAUAUACGAGGGAACAAAUGCGUGAGUGUUGUGGACAAGAAGGUGGAGAGCGAGCAAGGUGCUGCAGACUAGAGGUGUGGGUGCUUUCAUUAACUAUCAGCCCCAGACUCUGACCUGAUGGAAACGGCCAGGGGGUGGUGCUGGUUUGGAAGGUGUUUUAAUAAUAAAUGUGCUUUGUUACAAUGAUAUGAGUAAGGUGGGAUGUCUGGUCACUAGUUAGCCUGAGUGAGCCAGGCUCACUCCCAG
Messenger RNA from Mauremys reevesii (Reeves's turtle), 1273 nucleotides. It is a transcript of the gene MPG, whose product is annotated as N-methylpurine DNA glycosylase. Lineage: Eukaryota; Metazoa; Chordata; Testudines; Geoemydidae. Gene Ontology annotation, biological process: base-excision repair. The transcript is spliced from 4 exons. The coding region runs from base 35 to 1099 and encodes 354 amino acids. The record is from RefSeq and is a predicted model, not a curated record. Gene Ontology annotation, molecular function: alkylbase DNA N-glycosylase activity; DNA binding.